This is a messenger RNA of Penicillium argentinense, 1956 nucleotides long. It is a transcript of the gene flbA, whose product is annotated as developmental regulator FlbA. The record is from RefSeq and is a predicted model, not a curated record. The transcript has 5 exons. NCBI's taxonomy places the organism in Eukaryota, Fungi, Ascomycota, Eurotiomycetes, Eurotiales, Aspergillaceae. The coding region runs from base 1 to 1956 and encodes 651 amino acids. Gene Ontology annotation, biological process: intracellular signal transduction.
AUGCCAACCCUACCCUCCGUGAACCACUACCGAGAAGAAUCUCUCUCCUCCUUCACCUACACUACUCCCUCUGCCUUCUCGGGGUCCAUCGUCGGUUCGAUCUCUCGCCGCAACCGCCGCUCCUUCGCUGCCUUAGCACAGAGAACCUCUAGCGCGUUCGCCAGUCUCUCGACGAUCGGCACGCCGACUACGACGCUACGGUCUCCGGCCUCCAACAGCAGUCUCUCCAAACACGCCAGGCCGGCGAGCACCACCCCCUUGACCCCGCCAUUCUCCGACGAAGACACUUACGAGCAAUUGUCUGGCCUUUCGCGCCCUGGUUCCCCGGAACCGCAACCUAUCCACAAACGACGCCUGACUCUGCAGCGCGUCCCGACCCCGCCGCUCGAAUCUCGCCCUGUGCAAUCGGGCUCUGCGCCAACCGCGCCUCCCAAAAUGCAUCAGACUUCGUCGCGCCUGCUGCGAAUGACCGAGGAUGAAAGGCCUUUCACCAAGGAUUUCAUGGAUUUGUUCUCAACCUUAAUGGUGAGCUUGAAGUUGGACUCUCACCGGGUUCGCUUCACGAGAUAUGACCACACCUUCACCUCGGAAGAGGCGAUAAACAACUUGGGAUCGCUCAAGUUCUCCCAGUCCAAUCGCAUGCCCGACCCCAAAGACCCCUCGCGCAUCGUGACUACCACCACAACCACCACUUUUUCGAUGGCCAAGGAAAUGGCGCGCUCCGUCUGCCAGCGCUUUGUGGACGCUCGCUUCAUUGAGUCGGUUGACGGAAAGGCGCUACCCAUUUUUCCGCUCAAGGGAGCCCUGUUCCAACUGACCCCCAAGGGCAUCAACAUCCUGCAGCGAUUCUGUCAGCGAAACGGUAUCACCGCUCGUCACGUGAUGGACGUUCUGGAAUCGCCGCGUAACACCAUGCAAUUGGUGAACCUGGAGCGCGACACUGAGACCGACAAGCUGUCGCACGACCGAGCCACCGUCGAGGUGAUCUUCCGCCGCUUCGCUGGACAGGAUGGACCCAACGUCAAGAGCAGCAUUUCGACUUCCGACUCCGACUCGCUCAGCGACUACUCCAAUGGCAUUGUGGGUGUGAAGAUGGCGCGGGAGCGGAAAUUGCAGGAUGGCAAGAUUUACACCAACACUUUCACCGGAAAGGGCGCGGUGGACUGGUUGAUGGACUGUUCGACGACGAUUGAGCGCCGGGAGACCUGCUUGAUUGCGGAGCUUUUCCUCAAGUACGGCCUGAUCACCAUGAUCCAGGAUGACAAGUCCUUCCCCGACUCUGAUGUCGUCUUCCAGCCGUCCAAGUACGCCAUCUACUGCAUCACCGAGCGAGGACAGCGCGUGUGUGGAUGGAUCGCUCGGGAGAAGUCCCAGAACAGCAACACGGUGACAUACGACAGCCGCGGUAUGCCCCGCGAUUCCAACAACGCCCGCUUGACCCACAUCCUGGGAGACCCCGCCCUCCGCCUCCUGUUCCGCGAGUUUCUACGUUAUUCUCUGUGCGAGGAGAACCUGUCCUUCUAUCUCGAUGUGUCCGAAUUCACCGCCAACUACCACAAGGCCGAGAAGGCGGGUGCUUUCACCAAGGUCGACUCGGUCCGGGAAACCCUGGCGGCCGCGUACGGUUUGUACAACGCGUUCCUGGCUCCUGGAUCUCCCUGCGAGUUGAACAUCGAUCAUGCUCUGCGCAACAGUCUGGCUAGCCGAAUGACCAAGGCCGUGGGUGAUGACGAGUCCAUGUUCAAGAGCUUGCAAGAGGUGGUGCAUCUGUUUGAGCUUGCUCAGACCUCGGUCUUCAAGUUGAUGUCAAGUGACUCUGUCCCUAAGUUCCUCCGCGAUCCCAAGUACUCUGUGGUCCUCCAGGAACACGAUGUCGACAUUUUCGGCGGGUCGCGCUCGUACUCACCGACCCCUGGUGUCCCGGAACGCAGCAUGAGCCGCUCUGCACGCUCAUGA